Molecule: messenger RNA, 727 nt
Organism: Acromyrmex echinatior (Panamanian leafcutter ant)
Lineage: Eukaryota; Metazoa; Arthropoda; Insecta; Hymenoptera; Formicidae
Product: ATP synthase subunit C lysine N-methyltransferase
Biological process (GO): regulation of mitochondrial ATP synthesis coupled proton transport; peptidyl-lysine trimethylation; positive regulation of proton-transporting ATP synthase activity, rotational mechanism
Cellular component (GO): mitochondrion
Molecular function (GO): protein-lysine N-methyltransferase activity
Source: RefSeq, a predicted model, not a curated record
AUGGAAGUUCCUAUCGAGACACGAAAACCAUCGAAGAUUGGCUUAUUUUUUAUUGCCGCUACAGCUGGUUUCUCUCAGGCGGGAUUGUGUUUUCCAUUUAUCAGUCCUGCAUUUCGUAAGAUAUGUUUACCGUAUGUGCCAGCUACGCGUCAACAAAUAAAGAAUGUUAUUCGAGCGUUAAACGGCCGCUCUGGUUCCUUGAUUGAUCUCGGCAGUGGCGAUGGACGUAUUGUUCUCACAGCGGCAAAACGUGGCUUUAAAGCCUAUGGUAUUGAGUUAAAUACCUGGCUAGUAUGGUAUUCGAGGCUUCAAGCACUGAUUAACGGUCUGUCGAGCAACACUGUGUUUCACAAACAAGAUUUAUGGAAACAUCACCUAGGAAAAUAUGAUAAUGUCGUUAUAUUUGGAGUAGAUCAAAUGAUGGAAGAUAUUGAAAAAAAGUUUAAAAAUGAAUUGCGCAAGGAUUCCCUCGUAAUCGCAUGUAGAUUUCCUCUUCCUAACACGCAUCCUGUUAUGACGAUUGGACAUGGAGUUGACACCAUUUGGGUUUACAAGAUACCUCAGAGUUGAAUUUAAGGUAACAAAGGAUAUAUGGAUUGAAUAAAUUAUAGUACAAAAUAAUUGUUGUAUAUUUAAUACUAUUAUGUGUUUAUUAAAGUACAUAAAAUGUACAACAUUAACAAUCUUUGUAUUUACAGUAAGAAAAUAAAUCUGUAUUAUUCCUAGA